AUGGACUUAAUCCAUUCGGUGCGGCUUGUAGUGCCUCUGCGUAGCCCUUGUACGUCGAGGAAUACUGGUCCACCUCUCAAUCAAGAGAAAUACGCAACAGUGGUUGAGAAAUUCCUUAACCCACCUGAGGUCGCGGACAAAAAGUUAGCAAACAAGACGAAGGUAACUGUUCUUCACUCAAGCAGUAAGCGAAUAUUGCACGCCGUCACAUCUGUUAAACAAAUUAACAUGUCUACUCAAGUGGCAAACAUCAGACUCAAGUGUCUCUUUUAUUUAGUUCGAACUACACGGUAG
Plasmopara halstedii is the source of this 294-nucleotide messenger RNA. RefSeq lists its product as uncharacterized. The transcript has 2 exons. The record is from RefSeq and is a predicted model, not a curated record. Lineage: Eukaryota; Oomycota; Peronosporomycetes; Peronosporales; Peronosporaceae. Bases 1 to 294 code for a protein of 97 amino acids.